Molecule: messenger RNA, 972 nt
Organism: Botrytis porri
Lineage: Eukaryota; Fungi; Ascomycota; Leotiomycetes; Helotiales; Sclerotiniaceae
Exons: 2
Coding region: 1-972 (323 amino acids)
Biological process (GO): chromatin remodeling
Cellular component (GO): Swr1 complex
Molecular function (GO): nucleosome binding
Source: RefSeq, a predicted model, not a curated record
AUGAAUUUCGGCGUUCUUGAAAUCGCGCCCGCAAAAUACGUACCAGCCCCCGGCUACGCAUAUGUACCUGAUGUAUCCAAAACGCCGCAGAUAGGAUUACAGCCCUCAGCGCGCCGCGCGCGCGGCCCAGCAGGUGCGGGACUGGGCGCGGAAACAACGAAGAAACAGGAUGCGAAGAUUCUAAGAGAGUUGGCGCAGUUGGAUAGGGAAAAUCAUAGGGAUGUUAAUAUACCGGUUACGGGAGGAGGGAGAGGAAAGGAGGGCGGGAGAGGAAACCAAACCAAACUCACCCCCUCGGUCCGCAAAAUCCUCGCCUCCCAAAAAACAUUCGCAAACCAUCUCUCUGAUUUCGAAGCCCUCUCUUCUCUUCCCUCCUCCACAUCUAAUUCCACAUCCACUCCUCAACAACCCGCAACACCUACUCUCUCGACCCCCAAACUCCCUCCCGUCCCCGGCUUCACCAGCACCGGAAAACGCAGCCACAAGAGAAAAGAACCGCUCCCCCCCGUCCUCGACCCCCCCAAACGCAGCCACAAAAAAAAAGAUCCCAAUGCGCCGGUGAUUUCCACACCGUUGCGAAAAAUGAGCACUCCGGUGAUAAAAGCCGAGUCUCCAGCUACGAAUCCCACACCCGCGAUAUCUACUCCGGCAGAGACAACAUUCGCGCCAUUUUUGUGCUCCUUGCCGCCUCCCAAACCACACCCCAGAGAUUCCGAUCCGUUGCUUGUUUCGCGGGUGCCGAAUCUGCCGAGUGUGGAGGAAAUGCAGAGAUUGCUGGAGAUGCCGCCACUUAGUUAUACGGAGGCGAGAGGGGGAUGGACGGAGGAGGAUCGUAGGAAACCGGGGAGAGUUUUCUGUGAGGUGUGUGGGUAUUGGGGGAGAGUGAAGUGUAUGAGGUGUGGAGGGAGGGUGUGCGCGUUGGAGUGUUUGGGGACCCAUAAGGAAGAGUGUUUUAAUAGGUAUGGUGCUUAG